AUGGAUGGGGCCGGAUCUGGCCGCCGUCGGCCCGUACAGUUCGAUUUGUGUUGCGGAAAUUUGCUCACAAAUUUGUAUUCUCAUUGAUAUCUCGUUGAUGUACCAUUGAUAUAUCGUUGAUGUAUCAUCGAUUUUGUCCCUUACCAUUUGAAUUUUGAGCAUAUUUCGUUGAUAUCUAAUUAAUGUAUCGUUGACUUUGUCCCAUACCAUUUGAAUAUCAUUGAAUUUUGUUGCAUAUCAUUGAACUCAUUGAAAUAUCGUUGAAAUUUAUGUACACAUCAUUCAAAAAUCAUUGAAAUCAGUGAGAUUUAUGUGUAUAUCAUAGAAAAUUCCGUUGGCAAUAUCCUUGAAUUUUGUUGCAUUUCAUUGAACUCAUUGAAAUAUCGUUGAAAUUUAUGUGUACAUCAUUGAAAAAUCAUUGAAAUCAGUUUGAUUUAUGUGUAUAUCACAGAAAAUUUCGUUGGCAUAAAAACCAUUUCAAUGAUAUGCCAGUAAAAAUAAUGAUAAAGUAAUUAUCUCAUUUUUCAAAUAAAAUAAUAAUUGAUAUUCAGUAGAUAUGGUAAUGAAAUCAGACGGUAUUCUAGUGAUGAUAUUGCAAAAUGCCAGUGGUGUAUCAAUGAUAUAGUAUAUACUCUAGUGAAACAAUUGCAAUGCUAUUUGAAAUAGGUACCGGUGUUGGUGAGAUAAAAGAGCACGUGGGUGGGACCUAGCUAUUGAAUACAGUGGAGAGAUAAAAUGGGGUGCAGAUGAACACUAUGACGUGGCAAAGCGUGAUUGGAGGAGAGACACCGGUAGGUAGCCUUCCCGGUAGAAAAGAGUUUGGCGGGGAGCCCAACUCUGUUCUUGGCAUCGAAGAAAAUAAAUACUCCCUCGUUUCAUAAAAAUUGACAUGGCUUUGGAUUAGAAUUAGUUUAAAACCGUGUCAAUUUUUAUGGAACAGAAAAAGUAGAACCGAUCUGAACUCUCACCCUCUUGUUUCUCUGCUCCUCAUCCCCUUGUUCUUCCGAUUCUCACCUGUCUCUUGUGUUGUUUUUUCGGGACAUCACAAAUUGGUAUCCAGAGCGAGGUUUCUAUCCGCUCCGCACUUCGUUCUGGAGAUCUUCUCGGUAACAUCGACCAAUUGGUUAUGGAUUCGCUUCGGCUUAUCUCUUGUAAAUCCGAAAUUGGCGUUCGAGUGUUCUAGAGGAAGCUACGACGGCUCCGAAACCUAGCAAUCCAAGUGCCCAAACCCAUUUCGUGCUCGAGAGGAUGGAGACUAUGCAGAAAUCGCUUCAGGAAUGCUUCGAGAAGGCCUUGACGGAAAAACUCUGCCGGGAUGAAGAAGAUGACUACGGAGGUCACCAGUCUGCGCAAGCAAGUGGAUGAUUUCGGCCAGGAUCUCGACACCGUCAAGCAAGCACAGGCCACGCCGGAGGACCGUCUGCACCAGCCGCAUCCGUCCCACCGGACCCAACCUGGUCGCCCGGCGCGGCUCACCAAAAACGGCCCGCCCCGGCUGGAGGACCACCGUCGUCCGCCGGCUCCGGGCGCUGCAGACCGCGGGGACCUCGGCCAGGAGGAGGAUCGCCACGGUGGCGACGUCUACCCAAAACCACCGAAGCACCAUUUCCCCACCUUCAAGGGCGAGAAUCCCUUGCUGUGGGUUGACCUCUGCUACACCUACUUCGACAUGUAUAACGUCCUUGAGCACAACUGGGUUAGCACCGCGACGCUCUACUUCGAGGAACACGCGGCUUUGUGGCUGCAGGCGUACAAGCGCACACAUCGUCAGCUUCGUUUGGAUGCCUUCAUCACGGCCGUCGUCGAGGAGUUCGGUUCUGACGAAUUCGACGGCCAAAUGUCUUUUCUGCUUCAGCUGAAGCAGACAGGGCAUCGUGACGAGCUGCAAACCGGUGCAUGAUUGAAGUGGGGGAUUAUGGUGAAGUCUUGUCUGAAGACACGGUGCAGGCACUUUCUCUUUUGGCCGAACCUCCAACAGCAGCAGCAACUCUAUGUCAUUUAUCUGUCGAUGCCAUGGCUAGUACUGAAGACUUAGGCACCUUUCGGCUGCGAGCGUUGGUUGGCAACCAAGUCAUGGUCUUACUAGUGGACUUGGGCAGUACCCACACAUUUGUCGAUUCUUCUUCUGUGGCUCGAGCUCAGUGCAAAGUCCAGGAGGCCUCCACCUUGAAUGUCAAAGUGGCCAAUGGACAGUUUCUGAAAUCCACAGCUACUGUUAUUGGCCUUUCUUGGUGGUGUCAGGGCACUGCUUUCACCCACUGAUGUCGGAGCACGGUCUCCGGCACCGGGGAUGCCGAGCACCCUCUUUUUGUUUCGGUGGAGGGCGAGGUGAUCGCCCCGGCGAUCGCCGGCCUGGCGAAAGACAUGAAGUGUAGACACGAGAGUUUACCCAGGUUCGGGCCACCCGAAGGUGUAAUACCCCACGUCCUGUUCUGAGUUGUAUUCACAAGUUUGAGUGCGUACAGAUCACCCGAGAGGUUCCCGGGUGGGCUACUUAGGUGAACGCUGUCCUAUGUUCUAAUAACUGGGGUUGGAACCCUUUGACCAGUGACAUUGGUCCUCUUUUUUAUA
Messenger RNA from Brachypodium distachyon (stiff brome), 2571 nucleotides. RefSeq lists its product as uncharacterized. The record is from RefSeq and is a predicted model, not a curated record. Bases 1316 to 1900 code for a protein of 194 amino acids. NCBI's taxonomy places the organism in Eukaryota, Viridiplantae, Streptophyta, Magnoliopsida, Poales, Poaceae. The transcript is spliced from 2 exons.